Messenger RNA from Penicillium verrucosum, 1674 nucleotides. Its product is annotated as aminoglycoside phosphotransferase family protein. Lineage: Eukaryota; Fungi; Ascomycota; Eurotiomycetes; Eurotiales; Aspergillaceae. The record is from RefSeq and is a predicted model, not a curated record. Bases 1 to 1674 code for a protein of 557 amino acids. The transcript is spliced from 5 exons.
AUGGCUCCACUAGUUACGUAUCACACAACUCUCCGGCUGAUUGAAUCCGCCCGGCUCACACCCACCGAGCACUCGAUCUGGAGAGCUUUUCUGGACGAAGCCGUUGAUCCAGAAUACGCUGCUUGCUAUGUCUGGGGAAGGAUUCACAAUGACUCCUCUUGUUCUCUAGAGCAAGCCCUGAAUGAGUUGAAAAUUGACUGGAAGCGACUGGUCACAAAGUUGGCCAGACGAGACUCAGUCUCAUCUCACGAAUCCAUAAUCGUUGAAGCUCGAGACAAUUCGCAUUGCUUCAUGCUGAAACAGAAGCCAUCGGACCCCAACGUAUCCGUUCGGUUCGAUCAUGUCUGGGUCAUCCCACCAAGCCUUUUCGAUGACAGUGACAUGGAUCCGCAGGGUCCUCUUUAUCUUCUUUUGCAAGCAUUUUUGACCCCUGCCAGAACAUCCGAGCUUCAGACCAUUUUGCAGACUAACAAACUGGAAUCCCGACUCAAAAAUCUAUUAUUACUCUCUCCUAGCGUUCAUUUGGCUUUUCGAAAUGGACACCUCCGAAUCUUUCCACCAACUUCUACCAGGGACCAGUGGAAUGAUGAGACCGAGACCAAGGUCAAAACCGCCAGCAAAGUUUAUUAUUUUGUGUCUAGACUUUUGCCUGAGCCUUGUGGUUCACUUUUUCUUAGCGAUGGCAGCCACUGGGACUCACUAAUGCAAAUGUUCACCAUGGAGAGCCAUGACCCCAAUCAGCCUCUUCCAGACCCAUUCCUGUUACGAACGCAUCACCGCAUUGCAGCUUCCAUGCAUUUAUUCCAUGUCGAAGAACGAAUCGCCGAGGGUUGGCCCUCGCCCCCGUUGUUCAACUUGAACAUAAUUACUCAGAAGAUAUUACGCUCGUUCUGGCAUCUCGUACCUCACUUGAUACGUGUCCAGUGUUACAGUGUGCUCUUAAAACUAGGCACGCAUCUCUACCCGCGGUCUUUCACUGGUCUCGUGCACCAGUUGCCGUUCGGACUGUACGCAAAAGAAUGCACCCGCUCUCCCAAUGAAGGAGAAGCACUAAAGCUUGUGGAACGAUAUACCUCAAUCCCCGCGCCCCUUUGGGUAGAUGACUACCAGGGCACGCACCGCGUUAUUAUCAUGACGGCCCUCUCCGGACAAACGCUGGAUGCUGUUUUCCAUCGACUCUCGUACUCGGAGCGCAAGCAACUAUCCAAAGAUUUGAAAAGUGCCUUGUCACAGAUACGUUCUAUUCCGAACCAGACCCCGUACUUCUUGGGUGACAGUCACGGCGGCCCGCUAUUUGAUUACCGUUUCCCCUCCGGCAUAUGUGGUCCAUUUCACCAUAUUUCUGAAUUCAAUUCCUUUCUCAUCCAUAAAUACGUGCACAGCGACACAAGGGACAAUGUUGCGACCAUCCACGCGCGUACGUACCGGUCUGUGUUCACCCAUGCCGACCUACAUCCCACCAAUAUUCUAAUUGACCAUGGGCGUCUGUCUGGAAUUGUGGACUGGGAAUGCGCCGGCUUCUAUCCUGAGUACUGGGAGUUUACAAAGCUUUUUUAUGGCGCACAGCCACCCCCGGAAAUGCAGUCUGUCAUUAGUGAUGCAUUCAAAGAUACAUAUGAGGAGGAACUUGAAACUGAGAGGCAUUUGUGGCGUGACACGCCAUUUGGGGUAUGA